This is a messenger RNA of Arabis nemorensis, 1953 nucleotides long. NCBI's taxonomy places the organism in Eukaryota, Viridiplantae, Streptophyta, Magnoliopsida, Brassicales, Brassicaceae. The record is from the annotation of a GenBank genome assembly.
AUGGCGGCUAAUGUUUCUGCUGGAAACAUUCAUCAUUUCCAUCUUCCGGGUCAGGGACAAGAUUCAUUGAGUUCUGGUUUUACUUUCAGGGCAAAUCCAUUCAAAGAGAUCUCUUGGUCAAGUGGCGUAUCUAAGUCUCUAAAGGCUGAGAGAUGUGGUUGUUACUCUCGUGGUGUGUCCGCCAUCAACGAGAGCUCGAGGCUUUGUAAAAGUAUCAGGGCAGUAUUGGGAUCGUCUUCGACAAAGUAUUAUGAUUUCACUGUGAUUGGUAGUGGAGUGGCGGGUUUGCGUUAUGCUUUGGAAGUUGCAAAGCAAGGGACAGUAGCAGUGAUUACCAAAGAUGAGCCUCAUGAGAGUAACACAAACUAUGCUCAAGGUGGUGUUAGUGCUGUCUUGUGCCCUUUGGAUUCUGUUGAAAGUCAUAUGCAGGACACAAUUGUCGCCGGUGCUCAUCUUUGUGACGAAGAAACCGUUAGAGUUGUGUGUACAGAAGGGCCUGAAAGGAUUCGUGAACUUAUUGCGAUGGGAGCGUCAUUUGAUCACGGCGAGGAUGGAAACUUGCAUUUGGCAAGAGAAGGUGGUCACUCGCAUCGUAGGAUCGUUCACGCAGCUGAUAUGACUGGAAGAGAGAUUGAGAGAGCUUUACUUGAAGCCGUACUUAACGAUCCCAACAUAUCCGUCUUCAAACACCAUUUCGCAAUCGAUCUACUCACUUCUCAGGAUGGUUUGAACACAGUUUGUCAUGGUGUUGACACUUUGAAUAUCAAUACAAAUGAGGUAGUACGUUUUAUAUCGAAGGUGACAUUGCUUGCUUCAGGUGGAGCUGGGCAUAUAUAUCCAUCAACCACAAAUCCUCUGGUGGCUACUGGAGAUGGGAUGGCUAUGGCUCAUCGAGCUCAAGCUGUGAUCUCAAAUAUGGAAUUUGUGCAGUUUCAUCCUACUGCCUUAGCUGACGAAGGUCUUCCCAUCAAACCACAAACUGCUAGAGAAAACGCGUUCCUCAUCACCGAGGCCGUGAGAGGUGAUGGCGGCAUCCUCUACAAUCUAGGAAUGGAGCGGUUCAUGCCCGUUUACGAUGAACGAGCUGAGCUUGCUCCAAGAGAUGUGGUUGCAAGAAGCAUUGAUGACCAGCUCAAGAAACGGAACGAAAAGUAUGUGUUACUUGACAUAAGCCAUAAGCCGAGAGAAAAGAUUGUUGCCCAUUUCCCUAACAUAGCUUCCGAAUGCCUUAAACACGGUCUGGAUAUCACCCGUCAGCCUAUCCCGGUUGUGCCUGCGGCUCAUUACAUGUGUGGAGGCGUUCGUGCUGGUUUACAAGGCGAAACCAAUGUCCUUGGAUUGUUUGUAGCAGGUGAAGUAGCGUGUACUGGUCUCCACGGGGCAAACCGGCUUGCUAGUAACUCACUUUUAGAAGCUCUGGUUUUCGCGAGACGAGCUGUUCAGCCUUCGACUGAGCUCAUGAAACGCACAAGACUUGAUCUGAGCGAUUCAGAAAAAUGGACAAGGCCUGUUGUUGCGACAGCUCGAACGUUAGGAGACGAAGUUAUCUCAAAGAUUCUAGCUUUGACUAAAGAAGUGAGAAGAGAGCUUCAGGCAGUGAUGUGGAAGUAUGUUGGUAUCGUCAGAUCGACCAAUCGGCUCAAUACCGCCGAGAGGAGAAUCGCUGAGCUAGAAGCGAAAUGGGAAACGUAUUUGUUCGAACAUGGAUGGGAACAAACAGUGGUAGCUCUUGAAGCUUGUGAGAUGAGGAACUUGUUCUGUUGCGCUAAGCUUAUCGUGAGCAGUGCGUUAGCCAGACACGAAAGCCGUGGUCUCCAUUACACGACGGAUUUUCCUUUUGUGGAAGAAAGCAAGCGGAUUCCGACUAUUAUUCUCCCAUCUUCUCCUACAACAGCUAGCUGGAGCUCAAGGCAGUUACAGAAUUUAAGCAGCAGCUCACUUAUUGAUUGUUAA